This is a messenger RNA of Suillus subalutaceus, 630 nucleotides long. Its product is annotated as heterokaryon incompatibility protein-domain-containing protein. Lineage: Eukaryota; Fungi; Basidiomycota; Agaricomycetes; Boletales; Suillaceae. Bases 1 to 630 code for a protein of 209 amino acids. The transcript has a single exon. The record is from RefSeq and is a predicted model, not a curated record.
AUGCUUGCCCUCCAGUUCCCUGACAUCAAUCAGCCUCGCGCCCGUAAUAUGCCAGGCUAUUCCAAGAUUGAAGGUUGUUGUAUCCAGGCUAACGAAGACAGGUAUCGCUAUGUCUGGAUAGACACUUGCUGCAUCAAUAAGAGCAGCAGCUCUGAACUCUCUGAAGCAAUCAACUCGAUGUUCAUGUGGUACAAGAAGGCCCAGAUCUGCUACACAUAUCUGGACGACGUGUCCAGAUGUGACACUUUGCUGGAAGAGUUUUCCAAUAGCCAAUGGUUUAGAAGAGGGUGGACUCUCCAGGAGCUCAUUGCCCCCAACAAUGUCGUAUUUUUUUCGUGCGAUUGGGAGGAGAUAGGAAGUAAAUCUAGCUUCGCUCCCUUGAUCGAACAGAUCACGGGGAUUGACCGUGGUGUCCUACUUAUGAACUACCCGGAAGAGGUCAGUGUAGCGACAAGGAUGUCCUGGGCUGCAGGAAGGCAGACGACGGGGGUAGAGGAUCAGGCAUAUUUGCUGCUUGGUUUGUUUGGGGUAUACAUGCCUACGAUAUACAGAGAAGGAGAAAAAGCAUUCGUCAGACUUCAGGUCGAAAUCAUGAAGAGCUCCAAUGUCACAACCCUUAUAACGAAUUAA